UUCCAGAGAAAGGAAUAAAAAAAGAUCUCUUGGCUGAUAUUUUUUUUUUCUGCUUGCCUUCGCUUUGCUUUGCUUUUCCUCUCCACAAUAUUCUUUUUUUUUUUAAAUAAAUAAUAUUGAAUCUUUCGCUUCUCUGCAAAUCUCAUCGUUCUCGUCGCGCUGAGUGUGUGUGUUUCUCCGAUCUCCGCCUAUUCAAAACCUCGCGAAAAAGCUCUUUGGGAAGAUCAGAUGUUCUCCUCUUAGAUUCAAUCCGGCAAAAACCUAAUCAGAGAAAGACAUGGAAGAGGAGAGCUCCCCUUCGACACCAGUACAAAGGCUUAGGCAUCGAAAACGCUCCUCUACUGAGAUUCUGGAUGGGGAUAAAGUGAGUGCAAGCCCUCUGCUUGUUAACGAUCGAAACAAGUACAAAUCUUUCAUGGUCCGGACUUACUCUACGCUAUGGAUGAUCGGCGGUUUUGUCAUGGUUGUCUACAUGGGGCAUCUCUACAUCACUGCCAUGGUGCUUGUUAUCCAGAUCUUCAUGGCCAAAGAGCUCUUUAAUCUGCUCAGGAAAGCACCUGAGGAUAAAUGUCUCCCCGGGAUCAAACAGCUGAACUGGCACUUCUUUUUCACUGCCAUGCUUUUCGUGUAUGGCAGGAUCCUUAGUCAACGGUUAGCUAAUACUGUGACUGCAGACCAGUUCCUCUACAGGCUUGUCAGUGGUCUAAUCAAAUACCACAUGGCUAUCUGUUACUUCUUGUAUAUUAUAGGUUUCAUGUGGUUCAUUCUGACAUUAAAGAAGAAGAUGUACAAGUACCAGUUUGGCCAAUAUGCAUGGACCCACAUGAUUUUGAUAGUCGUCUUUACUCAGUCCUCCUUCACUGUUGCCAACAUAUUCGAAGGAAUCUUCUGGUUUCUUCUUCCGGCAUCUUUGAUUAUAAUCAACGACAUCUUUGCUUACAUUUUCGGUUUCUUCUUUGGAAGAACACCCUUGAUAAAGCUGUCUCCUAAGAAAACAUGGGAGGGCUUCAUCGGAGCCUCUGUAACAACCAUCAUCUCUGCAUUUGUUCUGGCAAAUGUUUUGGGUCGUUUCCCAUGGUUGACAUGCCCGCGUCAGGAUUUGUCCACUGGCUGGCUACAAUGUGAUGCUGAUCCAUUGUUCAAACCUGAACCUUUUACUUUACCUGCGUGGAUUCCUGGAUGGUUUCCUUGGAAGGAAAUGGAGGUCCUCCCUGUUCAGUGGCAUGCUUUAUGCCUCGGUUUGUUCGCAUCAAUCAUAGCACCUUUCGGAGGGUUUUUCGCUAGCGGGUUUAAAAGAGCAUUCAAAAUCAAGGACUUUGGUGAUAGUAUUCCAGGACAUGGUGGAAUCACUGAUCGAAUGGACUGCCAGAUGGUAAUGGCAGUAUUUGCUUACAUAUAUCUCCAGUCCUUUAUCGUCUCCCAAAGCGUUUCCGUUGACAAAAUCCUGGACCAGAUAUUGACGAACCUUAGCUUCGAGGAACAACAAGCUCUCUUCACGAGAUUAGGGCAGAUGAUUGGUAACUCGUAGUUUCCACUGCCCAAAAAAACUUCUCUUCAGAUUCUGCUCUGGAUUGUCCUUUUAUCUAUAUCAGUACUAGAGACAAAUAAGUUUGAAAAUUGGAUAAGAUUUGUUUGCUGGCAUUGUAAAUCCUCUUGAAGGGUGUCCAACGUAGAAGUUUAUUUUUUAAAAGUCUUCACAUUUGAUACAAAUAGGUUUGAAGGUGUAUCUUACUAUCUACUUAUGUAGUAGCAUCGGUGCUUCAUUUGUUU
Molecule: messenger RNA, 1770 nt
Organism: Raphanus sativus (radish)
Lineage: Eukaryota; Viridiplantae; Streptophyta; Magnoliopsida; Brassicales; Brassicaceae
Product: phosphatidate cytidylyltransferase 1
Exons: 12
Coding region: 278-1528 (416 amino acids)
Cellular component (GO): endoplasmic reticulum membrane
Molecular function (GO): phosphatidate cytidylyltransferase activity
Source: RefSeq, a predicted model, not a curated record